Nycticebus coucang (slow loris) is the source of this 1344-nucleotide messenger RNA. RefSeq names its product zinc finger protein 98-like. Gene Ontology annotation, biological process: regulation of transcription by RNA polymerase II. NCBI's taxonomy places the organism in Eukaryota, Metazoa, Chordata, Mammalia, Primates, Lorisidae. Gene Ontology annotation, molecular function: RNA polymerase II cis-regulatory region sequence-specific DNA binding; DNA-binding transcription factor activity. The coding region runs from base 1 to 1344 and encodes 447 amino acids. The transcript is spliced from 2 exons. The record is from RefSeq and is a predicted model, not a curated record.
AUGUCUUCACAUUAUACCCAGGACUUCUUGCUAAAGCAGGAUAUCAUGGAAUCAUUACAAAAAGGAAUAAGGAGAAAAUAUGGAAGUUGUGGCCUGGACAAGUUACCCCUAAGAAAAGACUGGGAUAGAAUGGGUGAGGGUAAGAAGCAGAAAUUGUGUUACAGUGGACUAGCCCAAAUCUUCUCAACUACACAUAGGACAAUCAUUCAAAGUAAUAAAUGUAUGUGUGUCCUUAGUAAAUCUACAAAUCUAACUAAGCACAAGGUAAGAAAUACAAGAAAGAAAACUUUCAAAUGUAACAAAUGUGCCAAAGCUUUUCAUGACAGGUCAAAUCUUUUUACGUAUAAGGAAGUUAACACAGGACAAAAACUCUAUAAGUGUAAAGAAUGUGGUAAAAUGUUCAACCAGUGCUCUGUUUUUAGUAUACAUAAAAGAAUUAAUACUGGAGAGAAACCCUACAAAUGUGAAGAAUGUGGCAAAGCAUUUAAUCAGUGCUCAGCUCUUACAAAACAUAAGAGAAUUCAUACUGGAGAGAAAUCUUACAAAUGUGGAAAAUGUGGCAGAGCCUUUAACCAGUGCUCAAAUCUUACAAGACAUAAGAGAAUACAUACUGGAGAGAAACCCUACAAAUGUGAAGAAUGUGGCAAAGCCUUUAUCCAGUGCUCAAACCUUAAAAAACAUAAUAGAAUUCAUACUGGAGAGAAACCCUACAAAUGUGAAGAAUGUGGCAAAGCCUUUAACCACUACUCAGCUCUUAAAAGACAUAAAAUAAUUCAUACUGGAGAGAAACCCUACAAAUGCGAAGAAUGUGGCAAAGCCUUUAACUACUGCUCAGCUCUUACAAGACAUAAGAGAAUUCACACUAGAGAGAAACACUACAAAUGUGGAGAAUGUGGCAAAGCCUUUAACCACUCCUCAACUCUUACAACACAUAAGAGAAUUCAUACUGGAGAGAAACCAUACAAAUGUGAAGAAUGUGGCAAAGCCUUUAACUACUGCUCAGCUCUUACAAGACAUAAGAGAAUUCACACUAGAGAGAAACACUACAAAUGUGGAGAAUGUGGCAAAGCCUUUAACCACUCCUCAACUCUUACAACACAUAAGAGAAUUCAUACUGGACAGAAACCAUACAAAUGUGAAGAAUGUGGCAAAGUCUUUAACUACUGCUCACAUCUUAUAAGACAUACAAGAAGUCAUACUGGAGAGAUACCCUACAAAUGUGAAGAAUGUGGCAAAGCCUUUAGCCAGUGCUCAGCUCUUACAACGCAUAAGAAAAUUCACAUUGGAGAGAAACCCUACAAAUGUGAAGAAUGUGGCAAAACCUUGAACAGGUGUUCACACUAA